AUGAUUUAUGGGCUCAAGCCAAUAAUAGUGAUCACUUUGCUCUUCUUUUUACUCGUCAAUGGUUACAAAAUUGUCUAUUGUGAUGAUAAUGGAUGCAUACCCCAGGAAUCUUUGUCUAUUCUUGAUAGUCUACCAUCUAGUACCAUCCUGUCAUUUCCCAUAAACUCAUCUGGUACGACAUCUACUGUCCAGACAAGCUUCCAUGAAGACGCUGUCGCCCACGCCGCAUCUAGUGUCUCGGAGAAUGCUUCUUCAGAUUCGAGCAACUGGAAAAUCAUUAUGGGAAGCAUUGGUGGCAUUUUUGGUGCUGCUUUGGUCGCUGCAGCCAUAUUUGUGAUUAGGCACGCCCGCCAAAAGCCUCUUCUUUUGGGAGAAGCAGGCAUUGGAAUUUUCUCUACUGACAAUGAUCGUCAUCCGCUAAGCUCACCCAAUCUUGAGGCGGUCGAGCAAGAAAAAGGCGUGGAUGACCAAAUGGAGACGGUCAGAAAUGCCAGACACAUUGACGCAGUCUGCGUUAUACCCAUGGACGAUGCAAAAAGUUCUUUGGCCAACAGGGAGUGGAAACAGCUCAUGAAAGCAAUUUAUCAACAAGGAUUGCAUAACAAGUCUCGUCGAGAGAUUCAGAGCAAGAAGAAGAAUAAGGCAACUACAAGCAAGGGGAAUAUUAAGAAAAAUAGUGGUAUGAAGCAGGAAGAGGCUUCCAAUCAACAAGAAGCCUGCGACCAAGAAGAUGGUUGCAAUCAGGAAAAGUAUCCCUCCCAAGAACAAAAUCUAACAUCUGUCCAAGGCGAGAAGCUUACAAGUCGCAUUUCAAGAGCUUUAGACCUUGUGGAGCCCACACCGAACCGAUUGUCAUCCACCACUAUUGAUGGUGUACCAUACCUUCGCUCUCAGUCAGUGCCUAAUUUGGUGUGGUCCCAUGCCCGCAGUUCUGCUCGACCUUUUGCUGAUUCAUCAAAGCCAACUCUUGAUUCUUUGCUGAAUAGUCAGUUCCAAGAAUUCACUGAGGUUGAUCCGGCAGCAACGUUAAACCUUCCAUGGCUCACCUUGCCUAAUAUCUCUAACUACUCACAACAGGCUGUUCUUCUGGGUGAAGGCAACAGCAGCACUGAAGAGCAAAGCCUUCAGCUGGAGAACGAAAAGAACAAAGAGAGGACAUCAACAGAGGAGCCCCAAAAUGUCACCAAGGAAGAGGCGAAUGAAGAGUCGCUGAUCCGUCGAUUUAUACGAGAAACAGAGAGCUUAGAGCAAGUUGAGCUAUCGCCUUCGGUAAUCGAAUUAAUCAAACAGUGCAAGAUACCGGUUGGGCUUCCCAAAAACUUUAGAGAAAAAUGCGUCCCAGUUCACUUUAGAAUAUACGGGUUGGAGCGUAUGGAACGUGAAAAAGUAAAGAUUGAAGAAAUCAACAAGCUAGUUCCCUAUGUUUUCGAUGGGCCUAACAAGCAUCACUAUCCUGCACAGUAUCAUCAUGUCCUAGAGCGAGAUGUCCAAAGAAUCAAGAAUAGAGGCAAAGAACCAGUCAAUGAGAAAUCUCCAUUACCACCUGCUAAAAAGAAGAAGUCAUUUUCAUUUUCAUUUUGGCAAAAAAAAACAAGAAAGUUCACUACAGCCAUGAUUCGACGCACAGACAUAUCACUUGAAGAUCUUAAUGCUGAUUCUGCUUCUUCAAGCUCUAAAGGUGUAAAGGAUACUCAACAGAAUAAGCAAGCUGCAAGUACAUCGUAUGGCUCUAGCUCCCAGACUGAUGUCGUAAACACAGAAUUGAUGCAGCCAACCCAAAGGACUGGCUCAUCCCUUCAGAUGCCAAAUAGGAUCGAUUUAUCUGAAUCACUUCGAUUGCAAGAAAAUGAAGUGUCUUUGCAAGUAGCUGACAAAGGGAUGGAUGUGCAAAUUAUUUCUCCUGCUUUGGCAGGCAUCUCAGCUGCUCCUUUUUCAUCCACAAUUAAUUCAAAUGUAACAAAGGAUACUAGAACGACACCUCAUUCAUCAACCGAGCCUGGAUCAUCCUCAGCAUCAAGAACCAUAAAACACUAUGAAGACGCAAUUCCGCAUACAGUGAGGAGGCUUUUAAACCCACCCACAAAUAAGUAGAUCGUAUAACAAGUCGUAUAGAAUUUCCGUUAUUUCCUAUAGAUUAUAUUUAUUUUGUUCGAACUAUAAAUUAGAAUUAUUAUUUAGACCUUUCU
Rhizopus microsporus ATCC 52813 is the source of this 2186-nucleotide messenger RNA. RefSeq lists its product as uncharacterized. The coding region runs from base 1 to 2091 and encodes 696 amino acids. Lineage: Eukaryota; Fungi; Mucoromycota; Mucoromycetes; Mucorales; Rhizopodaceae. The transcript is spliced from 2 exons. The record is from RefSeq and is a predicted model, not a curated record.